This is a messenger RNA of Corylus avellana, 2815 nucleotides long. RefSeq names its product ruBisCO large subunit-binding protein subunit beta, chloroplastic. Gene Ontology annotation, biological process: protein refolding. Gene Ontology annotation, molecular function: ATP-dependent protein folding chaperone; ATP binding. The record is from RefSeq and is a predicted model, not a curated record. NCBI's taxonomy places the organism in Eukaryota, Viridiplantae, Streptophyta, Magnoliopsida, Fagales, Betulaceae.
CUACUACUGCCGUCUUCCUCUUCUAUCCCACUCUCUCUCACUCUCUGUCUGUUAUUCUUCAUUACUAAGCUCUCCCUCUCUCUCUCUCUCUCUCUCUCUCGCCGUGAAGAAGUUCGCCGCGAACAAGUUCACUCUCUAAAAGAAAAGCUGAAAAGCUUUUCGAGUCGAUGGCAUCAACUUUUACAGCCAUGUCUUCAAUUGGCUCCUUUGCUGCUCCUAACUGCCAUGUUAUGGAUAAGAAAUUUGCUCUUCCUUCGGACAAGUUGUCAUCUUCUGCUUCCAUUUCUUCGUGUUCAUUUGUUAGGAGACAGAAUGUGAUGUCACGAAGAAAUCGCUCUCCCAAGAUUUGUGCCAUGGCAAAGGAAUUGCAUUUCAACAAGGACGGCUCAGCUAUUAAGAAACUGCAAACUGGUGUGAACAAGCUUGCAGAUCUGGUUGGGGUUACCCUUGGUCCAAAGGGCAGGAAUGUUGUUCUGGAAAGCAAAUAUGGCUCCCCAAAAAUAGUCAAUGAUGGUGUUACCGUGGCAAAAGAGGUCGAGUUGGAGGACCCAGUUGAGAACAUCGGUGCUAAGUUAGUGAGACAAGCAGCUGCCAAGACCAAUGAUUUGGCUGGUGAUGGAACCACCACGUCUGUAGUUCUUGCACAAGGUCUUAUUGCUGAGGGUGUCAAGGUGGUGGCAGCUGGUGCAAACCCUGUUUUAAUUACUCGAGGUAUUGAGAAGACCGCAAAAGCUCUAGUGUCUGAGCUUAAGUUGAUGUCAAAAGAGGUUGAAGACAGUGAGCUGGCUGAUGUGGCAGCAGUUAGUGCUGGAAACAACUAUGAAGUUGGAAAUAUGAUAGCUGAAGCCAUGAGUAAGGUGGGUCGUAAGGGUGUGGUGACACUAGAAGAAGGGAAAAGUGCUGAGAAUAGCCUCUAUGUUGUUGAAGGAAUGCAAUUUGACCGUGGUUACAUCUCACCUUACUUUGUCACAGAUAGUGAGAAAAUGGCAGUUGAAUAUGAAAAUUGCCAGUUGCUUCUUGUUGAUAAGAAAAUAACAAAUGCAAGAGAUCUUAUCAACGUUCUGGAGGAAGCUAUUAAAGGUGGAUACCCAGUUUUGAUAAUUGCAGAAGACAUUGAACAAGAAGCUCUUGCAACUCUGGUUGUGAACAAGCUUAGAGGAGCUCUGAAGAUUGCUGCGCUUAAAGCCCCUGGUUUUGGAGAGCGCAAGAGCCAAUACCUUGAUGACAUUGCCAUUCUCACUGGAGGAACUGUAAUCAGAGAUGAGGUGGGGCUUACCUUAGACAAAGUUGGCAAGGAGGUUCUCGGUCAUGCUUCUAAGGUGGUGCUUACCAAGGACACUACUACGAUUGUUGGUGAUGGAAGCACACAGGAAGCAGUAAACAAGAGAGUUGCACAGAUUAGAAAUCUAAUUGAGGCUGCAGAGCAAGACUAUGAGAAGGAAAAAUUAAAUGAAAGGAUUGCGAAAUUGUCAGGUGGUGUUGCUGUGAUACAGGUUGGUGCACAAACUGAGACAGAGCUCAAAGAAAAGAAACUGAGAGUCGAAGAUGCUCUCAAUGCAACAAAGGCUGCGGUUGAGGAAGGUAUUGUAGUUGGUGGUGGAUGCACCUUGCUAAGACUUGCAUCAAAGGUGGAUGCCAUCAAGGACAGCCUCGACAAUGAUGAAGAAAAGGUUGGAGCAGAUAUUGUCAAAAGGGCUUUGAGUUACCCUUUGAAAUUGAUUGCCAAGAAUGCUGGUGUUAAUGGAAGUGUGGUUAGCGAGAAGGUGCUUUCCAGCGACAACUUUAAAUAUGGAUAUAAUGCAGCAACUGGAAAAUACGAAGAUUUAAUGGCUGCGGGAAUAAUUGAUCCAACUAAGGUGGUCAGGUGUUGCCUUGAGCAUGCAGCCUCGGUGGCAAAAACAUUCUUGAUGUCAGAUUGUGUAGUUGUUGAAAUCAAGGAGCCUGAAGCAGUGCCUGCUGGGAACCCCAUGGACAAUUCAGGAUACGGCUACUAAGGUGGAUUGACGACAAAGGUGGAACCUGUGUGGUAGCCAAAGAGAUGCUAGGGUUUUUUUUUUUUUUUUUGGUAAAAUUAUUUAUGUGCCAGUAAAACAUAAGAUUCUGGUGAGGCUAGCUCGCUGGAGUGAGGCAUAUUUUCCAGGCUUAAAGAAUAAAGAGUAAUGCCAUUACAUGUUCAACGUUGGGUCUAUAUGCGAAUGCUUUUUUGGUGAUUUUCAUGUAAUUUUUUUUUUCCCAUAUCAGCUAAUCAGCUUGCAUGCGUGUAUAAAUCUUGUGAGACCCAAAAUUUUAAAUGACAUGGCACCGUGUAUUUUGUUAGGUAGGACAGAAAAGAGGAAAACAAGUGCAGCCAAAUACUAUUAAAAGGGAAUAAUCAGGAUCCACAUCGAAUAGCUUAUGCAGUACUCUAGUUGGGCAUGGUAGAGUGCCAUCCACAAUACCCAAAUGAUCAAUCCAAAGAGCAGGAAGAAACUGAGAAAUUCAUAAAAGAUGGCUACAACCAUGGAGUUUGGCAGAUUUAUAAGGUGAGAAAUAUUUUGAAAGACAAAUGUUGCGGAAGAAGAGCUCGAAUCGGCUAUAGAAAGAAUCUUGGAAUUGGUGUGAGCCGAAGGGCUCUGAUUUAACACAAUGAGAUGAAUUUCGCAGCUUAAAAUUUACUGUAUAUGGAAGUGUCUUCAAAUAGACUACAGGGAAGCCGAAACUCCUCUUUCAGCCAUUGCUAGUGUUCAAUUUACAGGCAGUAUACUUUUUUUUUUUUAUUUUUUUUUUAUUUACUUUAUAUUUUAAUAUUCAACAAAAGGUUGGAGGGAGAGACCAA